AUGUUACGAAGGAGAUUUUUAUCCUCCCGUGGUAUAAAGAAUUUGCUUUAUAGAGAACCUGAAAACAAAAUACAAACUGUUUCCUGUAAAGUACGAUAUUACUCAAUUGAUCAGGUCAAGAAAAAGCACAAGAAAGACAUUGAAGACUGGAUCAAAACACAACUGAGAGAGCCCUUAAUAAUGACCAAUGUAUGUGAACGUCAUAAAAAUUUUGAACGGAAUGAUCCCAUAACCAAAAAUCUUGGUGGAUUAAAACCUCUCAGAAAUCAAUAUAAUAUAGUGAAAAACAAAGAUUUUGAAAUACUGUGGAAGCAAAAAUUUAAGAGAGCAGACCCUGACGUUUUAGAAACAAUUAUUAGUCUAUCUAACAACCAAAAAGUUUUAUUUUCUAUUGAACAACUAUUGAUUUUGGCAUAUUCGCUUCAUUUUUUGCGAAAUGACUACGAUAUUGGACGAAUAUAUAACGCAUAUGAACAAGUUAUUCCGUUGUUGGCAAGUCACGCCGAUAGGACCACAUACGGUAAAUUUAUCGAAAUUAUGCUGAUAGUACAAAAUAAUUUACAACAUUUUAACAUCUGUGAAACUUUAUUUUCAGAUUAUAUUAAAUACUGCAGAGUGAAUCCGCAAAUGAUUUCAUUAGGAUUGACUUCCUUCACCAAAAAUAAUAAUAUCCAACUAGCCGUGGAAUUUUACACUCAAGCGAUAACUAACCCUGAUACUUUCCCCAUUACUGAGAAGCAACUUUUUGAAUUUCUUCGAUGUCUGCAAAAAUACUUGGACAUAUCUAAUAUGAAGCAUGUUUUUUUUAUGUGGCUUAAAGUGAAAUGUAGUGAUGAGGAGUUUUCUUCGACUAAUCUCCCAUCGAUCAAAACUCUUACCAUAAUGCACAGAAUGUUUUUACGGCAUCCCAACACAGAUGAACUGAGAGAUUUUUUGACUCAUCCGGUGGUUGUAAGAACGGGAUAUGCUUCCAGUGUGCAAUUUGAUUUAGUUGAGUUUUGUCACUCUUUGUAUUCCACAGAGAGGAGUAUGGAAAAAAGCAUUGAUGACUUAAGAAUCAAGGAAAACGUCCACAAAUUCGUCAUCAAGUUAAAUAAUGACAUUUCGAUACGAAGAGAACUUUACAUGUCAGUUGUUAAAGCUUAUGUUUCCACCAACAACUUUUCAAGUCUAAAGAAUAUCUUGGAAAAAAUACAGAAUGACAAAUAUAUUGACAUAGAUGGUUCUUUCCAUUUAAGCAUUUCUAGAUAUUUUGUCAAUACUAAUCAAUUCGAAGCGCUGUUCAAAUACUAUUUUACCAUUAUUAAAAAUGGCAAUGGUAAAACCCGAUUGCGGCCUGCGUUCAUUCAACAAUUAUGGUCAUGUGCUGUAAAUGUGUAUCCAAUGCUAACAAAAGAAAUCACAAAUGACAUAUUAGUGACAUUGAGAAAGGAUGAGUACGGAAGGAGACUUGUAUGGUUGUACACAUUUUUACAAGAAGAAGCCCGUAUUUAUACGAGGAAGAUCAAUGGGGGAGAGGAGUCCUCUUUAUCACGAUUUAAUGUGAUCGAUUUCGAGAGAUUUGAAGAAUUUAAGAAAAAAGUUUCUCGCAAUGAUGUGUACGGAGCAGAGUCGGUAAUUUCGAAUAGCUUGAAAGACGGUAUUGCGCCCCAAUUUUGUUUUUUAUACGCUGUUUUGGAACUAUGUUUGAGCAGUUCUUUAACCAACAUGGCACAUGUAGUUGAUAAGAUAAUAAGGACCAGGUUCUGUUAUAUCCCAAUAAAAGUCGAUAUAUUAUGGUUGAAAUGGGACGUUGUUUCCAGUUACAGAUCAACUGAAAAGUUAUCGGCUGAACGCCUGACAGAAUUAGAAUAUAAAAUAAAGGAAUUUGAACGAACACAUCAAUUGGAGCUAUCAAUGCAGAAUUACCUACAACUUACUCAAAUAUGUUUUCACACACGUGAUUUUAAACAUGCUUGCUAUUUGAUUUCACAGGCUAGGAAAAUGUUGGACACUUCUGAUAAUAGGCAAUGGAUGAUGUACUAUAUGACAUCCUUGAAGCUAGCCGCAAGAAUGCAUGAAAGCGAACGAUUUAGCAAAACUUUAAAAGACUGGAACUGCAACCAAAGCGCAAGUCUAAUCACUCCAGGUUGCAUUAGACAAAUAAAGGGAUUUAUGAAAUAUUUCGAGAAAAGGUCAGCUUACAUGUCAACUACAACUCCCGUUGACACCAAGGAGAUAAAAGACCGAAUCGACGAAUUGGUGGUUAGAUAUGCGGACUACAAAUUCCAAGGACUAGAAAACAUGCGAAAAUUAACAAAUUUUUUAAAAGAAUGGUUUGAUGAAGAAAUUUUAUUAAGGAACAUCGAACAAAAUGAAAGGAAAAAAGAGCUUCUUAGGGAGCAUGAAAAGGGAGAAAUAUGA
Molecule: messenger RNA, 2403 nt
Organism: Saccharomyces eubayanus
Lineage: Eukaryota; Fungi; Ascomycota; Saccharomycetes; Saccharomycetales; Saccharomycetaceae
Gene: PET111
Product: Pet111p
Exons: 1
Coding region: 1-2403 (800 amino acids)
Source: RefSeq, a predicted model, not a curated record